AUGACAUUGUUCCCCUCACAUUCCCAGGUGGAAUUGACACCCUAUGUGUGUGUGUGUGUGACCUUGUCUUUGUACACCCUCUUUCUUUUUGGUAUUUCUUCUCUUCUUUCCCUCUUGUACGCACAGCUUUGGCUGUGCCUGCUUGGACCCGGCCAACGCCAGCAGCAAAAGCAGCACGAAGAGGAGGUGGAAGGCGAAGCGGCGUGGGAGCCGCGUACACACUGGAGUGGAAUCCAUCCUGUUACGAUGGCGGGGAGCGGCGUGCCGAACACAUCCAUGAUUCCGUUGUGGCUGCUCAUCACUGUGGUGACGCUCGCGAUGAUGGGCGCCUUGAUGUGUGCCAUUAUUUUUCUGCCGCAGCACAUCCACGGUGUGCCCCACGCCAACUUGUACGUGAUAGGCGCCGUGAUGGCUGCUGAGACUGUUGCACUGGUGCUGCUGAUGGAGUGCAUGGUGGGUGCACGCAUCAGGGAGCUCUCGCUGCUGCUCACAGAGGACGCGCUCGUUGUGACUGGUGACCCCGCCAGCUUCAGGCGGCUGGAGCGCCUCCCUGCAUUCAGCGUGAAUGAAGUCGACCGGCUCCAAGUGGCGGUCGAGCAGCUCUACUACGGCUUUGCGGCAGAGUUGCGGCGGCAAGGCGUUAUGCCGCACAUCAGCUACGGUGGUGGCGCCAUGGGUGGUGAGACGGACAUUGGCCACUGGGACAGCGACACUAGUGCAGCUGACGACGGCGAGGAGCCGGGUUCUAAAAGUCAUUUGCUAGAGGAAUACUUACUUAGUCGACGUUACCGCUACAUGCAAAAGCUAAACUCCGUGCUUCAGUUUCCUGCAGAGACCGGCUCCCGCGCAACGGGGUUUGUGCGUGGGCUCUUCGGCAACAUGUCUCUCUCCACGGGUGCAGGGGAAUCGCCACCGGUGGACACGGACUUUUACAGCAUGUGCUCUACACCAGCGAACGUUGGAGGAGUAGUAGUUUCAUCAACAGGUACGCGUGGUGCGACAACGCGGCGAUCAAGUUUUUGGAGUGCUGUUUCUGAAGAGGACGAGGCGGGGUUGUAUGUGAAUGAAGUCGAUAAUAGCGGCAGCUGCGGUGACUGCACACAGCCUGUGAUGCCACUGAGUGCAGUAGAACGUGUCGAGUGCGAUCCGCUUGAUGACAAUACUAACAACUCCUUCGAAGUAUUGGCGAAAUCGUUAAAAUUUGAGGGUGCUAUCAUAUUUCAGGUGAUGAAAUCAAUAAAAGUUGGGCGGUCUCUCAGCUCUAUUACACUACCGGUCCACAUCUUGGAGAGCCGCUCUUUGCUGGAGAUGUUCUCCGACAUGUUUGUCUGCUGGGACCUCCUCCUGCCGCUUGCACUGGGAGAAGUGCAGGAUUCCGUGGACCGAAUGCGGGUGAUGCUGCGGUGGUUUGUCGCCGCGUACAGCUGGCGACCUAAGGGAGUGGCACGCAAGCCGUACAACCCGAUCCUUGGCGAGGUGUUUCAAUGCAAGUGCCCUGCGCCCGUCUGUGCGUCGCGGCUGCAGCCGCAGCCUCAGCCUCAGCCUCAGAAGCAACGCCAAGAUGGGGAUGAGGAGGGGGAGGGAGCGGCGGCAGCGGUGGCUCUGGAGGUGGCAACAUCAACAGCAAGACCAGCAUUAUCGAAUGGCUUGCCGUGCAUGCGCUUCCUCGCAGAGCAGGUUUGCCAUCGACCCCCUGUAAGCGCCUUCUACGCCGAGCUCCCUGACCUCAUAGUGGCUGAGGGUGUGUUUCUUCCGCGCAGCAAGAUGCUCUCGCUCAACUGUGUGGCAAGCGUGAGCUGCUCGUCGGUGGUGGUGCGGUUUCCACGCACUGGUUGGUCGUGCAGCUUUACGUUACCCAACGCGUACGCGUCGGGUGUUGUGGCGGGCACUCCACGGCUUGAAUUGGGCGGUGUCGUGCAGUUACAGGACCUCUGCUCUCCCGCACACGCAACGGUUGCCUUUCUUCGCAAGGGUUUUUUUGGUGGUCAGUUUGACGAGGUGGUGGCUACGCUCAGCACCGCUGACGGCAGCAGCACCGUAGAGGAGUAUGCGGGGCUGUGGCACGGACUUGUGCGCCGCCGUUGCCCCGCUGCCGCUGACACCACCGCCCCCACCAGCAGCAGAAGUAGCAAGCGUAGCGGCGGGAGAGAGGGCAAGCGUACGCCUGCGAUGGUGCAGCUGCACGAGC
Messenger RNA from Trypanosoma grayi, 2188 nucleotides. RefSeq names its product putative oxysterol-binding protein. Gene Ontology annotation, cellular component: intracellular membrane-bounded organelle; membrane; cytosol. The transcript has a single exon. NCBI's taxonomy places the organism in Eukaryota, Euglenozoa, Kinetoplastea, Trypanosomatida, Trypanosomatidae. Gene Ontology annotation, molecular function: sterol binding. The annotation marks the transcript as partial. The record is from RefSeq and is a predicted model, not a curated record.